This is a messenger RNA of Scophthalmus maximus (turbot), 3607 nucleotides long. RefSeq names its product apoptosis-inducing factor 3. The coding region runs from base 429 to 2249 and encodes 606 amino acids. The transcript is spliced from 21 exons. Gene Ontology annotation, cellular component: mitochondrion; cytoplasm. Gene Ontology annotation, molecular function: oxidoreductase activity, acting on NAD(P)H; 2 iron, 2 sulfur cluster binding; flavin adenine dinucleotide binding. Lineage: Eukaryota; Metazoa; Chordata; Actinopteri; Pleuronectiformes; Scophthalmidae. Gene Ontology annotation, biological process: execution phase of apoptosis. The record is from RefSeq and is a predicted model, not a curated record.
CACACACACACACACACACACACACACACACACACACUCUGCUGCAUCAAGAGGCAGAAGAGGAGAGAGGAGGAGGGUGCAGCGGGACACAGACGGGGAAUACUCCAGUGGACAGAGCCAAUCCCGGAGAGGGACAGGAUUGUACGGAGACUUGUGUGCUAAUAUGCCGCCGUGGUCCACAGGGAGGAGAAGCUGAGCACCGGGGAGUUUGACAGGGUCUCGGUGCAUCUCCCCCAUGCUAACUGAUUAUGUGGAGGAGCUGAUGUGUGUGAUGGCCAGCGUGGACCUGCAGGUUCUCAAACACACAGUUCUGUGUUGUCGUUACCUUCCAAGCAAGCAGCCCAGCCCGAGGAUCUGAGCGCGCCUCCCCUCCCUCUCCCCCUUCCCUCCCUCCCUUUCCCUGGGUGCCCCUCAAUCCUGGGCCCACCAUGGGAGGAUGCUUCUCCAAACCCAAACCAGUUGAAGUUAAAGUGGAACUCUCUCUCCUGGAAAAAGAAAAAGAGGUGGACGGGCUGUCACCCAAUGGUAAAGCGAGUCCCUUUGCUGACUGCAGACCCAACGGGGCCCUGGGACACGGCUCUGACGAUGACUCCACCCCGCUGCCCCCCUACCACAAACCACGGGACUACGUGGAGGCCUCAGUCUGUCACGUUAAAGAUCUGGAAAAUGGACAGAUGCGAGAGGUUGACUUGGGAAGUGGCAAAGCUCUGUUGAUCAAAGAACACGGGGAGUUCUCAGCCAUGGGCCACAAGUGUCCACACUACGGGGCGCCACUGGUCAAAGGUGUGCUGUCAAAAGGACACGUGCGCUGUCCGUGGCACGGCGCGUGUUUCAACAUUGCGACAGGAGACAUCGAGGACUUCCCUGGACUGGACAGUCUGCCGACCUUCCAGGUCAGAGUUGAAAAGGACAAGGUGAUCAUUCGCGCAAACAAGCAGGCUCUGCAGUCGCAGAAGAGGUCAAAGCCCAUGUCCCGAUGUUCAGCAGUCAUUAACUCCAGCACUGGCUUCAGCCAUGUCCUCAUCAUUGGCUCAGGUCCGGCAGGUCUGGUGUGUGCAGAGACACUGAGGCAAGAGGGCUUCACCGAUCGCAUCGUCAUGUGCACCAUGGACAGACAUCCUCCGUAUGACAGGACUAAACUGAGUAAGUCCCUAGACAGCACAGCAGAGCAGCUGAGGUUGCGCUCCCUGGACUUUCUGCAGGACCACGACAUUGAACUGCUCACAGAGAAAGAGGCUGUGGCAAUAGACGUGAAAACACGAUCUGUGACAUUUGAAGAUGGCUUGAGGAUGGAGUACAGGAAACUCUUUAUUGCUACAGGAAGCAAACCCAAACCGAUGAUCUUCAAAGGCAAAGACGUCAGGAAUGUGUUUCACCUCAGGACGCCCGAGGACGCAAACAGCAUAGCGAAGCUGGCCGACAACAAGAACGCUGUGAUUGUGGGCACGUCAUUUGUUGGUAUGGAGGUGGCAGCAGCGCUAACUGACAAGGCCCACUCCGUCUCUGUCAUAGGCAUCGAGUCCGUCCCCUUUAAAAAAGCGCUCGGGGAGAAAGUAGGGAAAGUCAUAAUGAAGCUGUUUGAGGCGAACAGGGUGAAGUUCUACAUGAUGAACGAGGUGUCAGAGAUGAUUGGCCAUCAUGGACAGCUGAAAGAAGUGGUACUGAAGAGUGGAAAGGUCCUACGGGCGGACGUGUGUGUCAUCGGAGCAGGAAGGGUUCCCGCAACAGGCUUUGUGAAACAGAGUGGCCUCCACAUGGACUCCAAGGGCUUCAUUACUGUCAAUAAGACAAUGCAGACGAAUGUCGACGGGGUCUUUGCUGGAGGAGACGUGGCGAUGUUUCCCUUCCCGCCACGCAACAACAAGAAGGUGAACAUCCCUCACUGGCAAAUGGCUCAUGUGCACGGAAGGGUGGCAGCCCUCAGCAUGAUGUGUCGAGUCACUGAGAUGAAAACUGUGCCUUACUUCUGGUCCGCCAUGUUUGGGAAGACCAUACGCUAUGCAGGUUAUGGUGAUGGAUUUGAUGAUGUCAUCAUACAAGGAGAUCUGGACGAACUGAGAUUUGUAGCUUUCUAUACCAGGGGUGAGGAGGUGGUGGCCGUUGCCAGCAUGAACUAUGAUCCUAUUGUAUCCCGAGUGGCAGAGGUCUUGGGAUCUGGAAAGACGAUUAAGAAACGAGAUGUGGAGAUGCUAGCGCGACUUGGCAAGACUGGAGACAUUUCUUGGUUGAUUGACAAAGGCUCUCAAUGACUUCCCACCAGAAGGUCCCGAAGGACAGAGUCCACUGGACGCCUCAAUAUGGACACUUAUGGUGCUGAGACACUGAGCAGCUAUCCCGGUCUGGACACUCUCUCUCUCUCUCACACACACACACACACAAACACACACACACACACACACACACACACACACACACACACACACACACACACAAACACACACACAAAAACACACACACAAACACACACACACACACACACACACACACACACACACACACACACACACACACACACACACACACACACACACACACACACACACAUUGGGUCCAGGACUGUGUCUGCUCGAUACACACUCCCUGAGGACAACACUAACACUUGCUUUCGUUCCUGGGAGAUAUUUAAUGUGACAAACGGAGCCAUGUACUAUCUGAAUACACUGAACAUUGUGUUGGUGGGUCUAUUAUGAUCACGCUGUCAUGUUCACGACAAAGCAAAACUGGUUCCAGCCUCUGUGCUGCUACAAGAUGUAUUUACCUUAAACUUUGUUUAUAAAAAUCCAGGGACAGGCAUGGCAUUUUUGUACAAAUAACAUUGUAAAUAGCUAUAAUCCUGAAUGCACUGUAACAAAAUGAGAAAAUACAAUUUGAACUGAAUUUUUCUAAGCUUUAAAUAACAGAUUUGGUUGUAUGCUUGCAUACAGACUACGAGAUCUGCAUGGAAUAAUUUACUAUAACAGGAGUUAAAAAGUAAAAUAAAUAAAAAUGCCCCAACAAAUAUAUUUCUAUCUAGAUGCAUCAGCAAACAGAGCUUAAAUCUGCAACAGGACAAACGUCAGCAGAAACGAGAAUGCAGCUUUCACCGACACACACACACACACACUUUACAACAUAUCUCCUCUUAUUGGUUGCCUUGCUGGUAGAUUGCACAAAUGAAGUUCUAACCAUACUUUGAUUAUACACCAGUGCUUGCAUGAUAGAAUCAUGUAUUUUCUUAGAGAUGUCAGAUAGAAAUCCAACAGUAGGUUGAGGAUAUUUUUGAUGGCUGUCACCUCCAGGGACUUCACUUGUUACUAACUCAGGGAACUGAGGUUCGUGGCCUGGGCGUACUGGGGUUACUGGUCUUUUUUGCAAGCAGAAAUUAAUUUGUUGCUUGAAUAUAUUUUUCCAAGUUAUUAAAAUUUCACUGGUUCUCUCAUUUUCAUUCAGAAAUGCUUGUUAUGUGCAUAGGGAUUUAAAGCACCUGCCUGAUUACAUCUUAUUGUGCUGAUGAAAUACUUGAGCCCUGACAUAGCGUUCUAAAAGGCAUCUCUCUUCCUACAGAAAAAGCCUGGAUUUGUGUUUUUAUAACUAAAACUUUGAAAUAAAAGUAUUCCAACAACAACCA